AUGAGCGUAUGCCGCAGCAGCGCUUGGUCAAAUCAGGUCAUUGCUGGUGCGUACUGGGUACACGCAGACCAGGUCUCAAAGACAGCCCCUACUGGCGAGUACCUAACGACGGGUAGCUUUAUGGUACGAGGCAAGAAAAAUUUUAUUCAGCCGUCAAGGCUUGAGGUCGGCCUGGCAAUUCUUUUUCGCAUUGAUGAGAGCUGCGUCAACCAUCACUCUCGACAAGUCGAAGAAAGCGCGCUGCUUACGUCGGACGGCGUCGACGAAGAAGACAGGCAAAAGGGAGGCAAGGAUGUAUAUUCUGAGGGGAUAUCUACAGAAAAGACGAUGUCUAUGGCAGAUAAGAGCACAGCAAUUUUGCAACCAGCUUUGAACAAAAAAGUAAUUGAUAACUUCGAGAAAAAUGAAAGGCGUGGUGAAGACGCAGCUUAUACGCAGCAGACCGAACGCGAAGGAAAGAAACGAUUGUCUGCAAAAGAGCGUCGUGACCUGAAGAAGGGCAAAACUCACGAUGACAUAAAGGAUAAUGCUGUUAAACUAGAGAUAAGAGCAGAGAAGUCCAUUGCUAUGACGGUGCAGACGAAAAAUGUUCGUGGUAAGAAAGGCAAGAUGAAGAAAAUGAAGAAAAAGUACGCUGAUCAGGAUGACGAAGAUCGUCGCUUACGUAUGGAAGCAUUGGGUCACGUUGUUGAGCAAGAAGGCGAAGUCGAGGCAAGAAAGAAAUCAGUAGCUGUUGAUGAAAGUAAUGACGAUGCGGAGACGGAGGCAAGUGAAGAAUAUAUUCGCCAGCAGCGCGAAAAGAAAGAAAAAUUUCUUGACGAGCAGGAGGCUGAAGCAGAAAAUGUUGAUUUUUUUGAUGCCUUCACAGGAGAACCAGGGCCGAACGACAUCGUGCUGUUCGCGAUGCCUAUGUGCGCACCGUACACGUCUUUGACCAAAUUCAAAUACAAGGUAAAGCUGACACCAGGUGGUCUAAAGAAGGGCAAGGCGGCAAAGCAAGCUAUGGAAUAUUUUUUUUCAUCUAACUUAAAAGAAGAGAAGAACGCCAAUCGUCCUAUGAGUGAUAUUCACGAUGAUUGUCAGCCGGAUGUGAAUCCAGUCGUCGUACAGCGUGAGCACAUGCGAUGCAUUGCCGAGAAUGAGCUUAUUAAUUGCAUGGUUGGUCCUGUCAAGAUCUCGGCGCCGGGUAUCUAUAGUUCCAACGCAAAAUGCAAGAAAGGUGGAGUCAACUGCUUAUCGAAUAAGGCAAAGAAAAAUGGUAACAAGUAG
This is a messenger RNA of Plasmopara halstedii, 1269 nucleotides long. RefSeq names its product Predicted RNA-binding protein. The record is from RefSeq and is a predicted model, not a curated record. NCBI's taxonomy places the organism in Eukaryota, Oomycota, Peronosporomycetes, Peronosporales, Peronosporaceae. Gene Ontology annotation, biological process: rescue of stalled cytosolic ribosome; ribosome-associated ubiquitin-dependent protein catabolic process. The transcript has a single exon. Gene Ontology annotation, molecular function: ribosomal large subunit binding; tRNA binding. Gene Ontology annotation, cellular component: RQC complex. The coding region runs from base 1 to 1269 and encodes 422 amino acids.